AUCAACAAUGAUAGUACUUAGAACAUUCUUGUUGAUCAGCUCUCGGGAGCAGAAAAUAGAGGAGGGGUAUCCGUGCCCUUGCUCACUUUAGAAAAAGCAACAAACUAAGAAGUAUGAAAAAACAUUUCAGAAAGUCGACGAAGGCAGAUAACAUGUUUUUCUUAUACAUAGAGCUAUAGACUUGAAAUAGGUACUACAUCACUUGAAGCAAACUCAAACUACUACUACUACACAACUACUUGGUACAACAAGACUAAUAAUUGGAAUAGAACGCCUAACCGUAAAUUACGACACUGUAGAGAAUUUCAAUAGGACAAGAGGAAUAUUGUAUUUUGUGCCAAAACUUAAUAAAGAUAAACUUAAUAAAACUAAAAGGUAAAGGUUGAUCACGUUAAAAAUGUAAUCGAAUUCAUCACAUUCAUACAAAUACAAACAUAAGAAUGCCAUCUAAAACUAAAUCAAAACCUAUCAUCAAAAAAUAAUGAAUGUAGUUCUCGAAUUUGCACCUCUCACGGACACGGAUGGCAUCGUACUAAUAUAGUUGGGAGAUUGAUUGGAAAAAAUCGAAAAAUCAUUACAACCAAGGCCAUUAUCGCAUGCUCAAACGUGGUCCUGGUCCAGGGCAGAUUAAAUCUUUCUACUUCAGGCUUCAGAAGAGGGGUCUAUUCUGUAUCUAUUUGAAUACGAGUAGCGUUGCUGCCAACGAAGAAACGGUGAAUCUGCGCAGACUAGUUUAUUUGAAAAAGUGUACACGUACGUUGGACAAACAAAGGCAAUCAACGGAAGGUCGAUGGACACCCACUCAUAUACUAGUUCAGGGGCAGGAAGUUAUCGUCCUCUUGUCAUGUGUGCAUUCUCAGCUGUAUGGAAGC
Amoebophrya sp. A25 is the source of this 872-nucleotide messenger RNA. NCBI's taxonomy places the organism in Eukaryota, Dinophyceae, Syndiniales, Amoebophryaceae. The record is from the annotation of a GenBank genome assembly.